GAAGACUAUCUCAUUGUCGACGUGCGCGACCAGGACUGGGCUGGCGGGAAUAUCAAGGGAUCUUACCAUGUCCCUUCGGAGAGCUUCUUGAAUGGGGUGGACAAGCUCAUCAAGGACACCAAGGAUAUUCCGACGGAUGGUCUUCCAUUGUCAGCUGAGCCAGCAGCGGGACCAAAGGCAGCCAGAAUCUAUGAAGAGACGCGAAACAUCAUUCAUAAACCGAGUGACGGGCAGUACUUCGAGGCACUUGUCCUUAGAGGAGGGUUCCUCCAUUUCGGCGAAAAAUACAAGGAUGAUCCAAGGCUCGUGGAGAAUUGGAAGAACGUCAUAUGGUAGGCGAUGUGGCCGCAUGUACAUACCGGGCUAGUGUUAGAAAGUUGAGACCGCCUGCCCGGCGUCGUAUGGUUUACAUGGUCAGAAUGAAGGAGUCCGUGCGUCCAAGACUACAGCUGCUGAUUAUCGGAGCUAGCGGUUUCCUUCAAUCUUAUGAAAUAUUUGGGCCCUCUUUGACAAUUCCUGCGACUUCGCGCUGCUCAAGUUGCAGGUUCCUUUGGCCGAUCACCCCAGGGGCGCACAGAAUGCAUGUGAGUCAUGAAGGACAUGAUCUGGCAACACGACGCCUAGCACGAUCCUAGUGAUAUAACCACGAAGGUCCCCACUGCCCAGUUGGAAGCUACCAAGGGAUCUUUUGAAAUACGUGGUCAACCACAUGUGUAUGUGAGAAAACACGUGCUCGCGUUCAAGAUACACAGCUCUUAUUACCCCUAUGUCCGUACCGCUCGCGAUCCCAGCCAGUAAGAUUUGCCCUACGCAAGGGAUGU
This is a messenger RNA of Pisolithus orientalis, 821 nucleotides long. RefSeq lists its product as uncharacterized. Lineage: Eukaryota; Fungi; Basidiomycota; Agaricomycetes; Boletales; Pisolithaceae. The record is from RefSeq and is a predicted model, not a curated record. The annotation marks the transcript as partial. The transcript is spliced from 4 exons.